Molecule: messenger RNA, 5651 nt
Organism: Haplochromis burtoni (Burton's mouthbrooder)
Lineage: Eukaryota; Metazoa; Chordata; Actinopteri; Cichliformes; Cichlidae
Gene: robo3
Product: roundabout, axon guidance receptor, homolog 3 (Drosophila)
Exons: 28
Coding region: 555-4784 (1409 amino acids)
Biological process (GO): axon guidance; cell-cell adhesion
Cellular component (GO): plasma membrane; axon
Molecular function (GO): protein binding
Source: RefSeq, a predicted model, not a curated record
UUGUGGCCACUGUUACCGUGGUGCGCUUUGGCUCCGGGAGCGCACUGUUUGCUGCUGAGGCUCAGUGCUGGUGGCGGAGCGACAGAGAGGGACGGAGCAGUGACACACAUGGAGCUGAGCUUUUAACAAAGUGGACGUUUCGUCCUGGUACGAUGACUCCGGCUACUUUGGGGCUGUUUUUCUACAGGACUAAGCCCUGAUGAAUGUUUCUCCUCUGUUAAAAACAAACAAAUAAGAGGAAAAAACGGGACUCAUUGACCGGGCGCCGCCUUCACCUUACUCUCAGCCGCCCCUCCGAUCAUCACCUGCAGCUUGCUUUGUACGACACUAAGCGCAGAUUUUGCAGAAGCCUUGAGGGAUUAAAGUUUGAACUUAUGGUUUAUUUGUAGAGCGGCUGAGAUGCUGCCUGCGGAGUCCGCUGCUAGUUGCUGACAUUUCAUACCAUAGGCUGGCGCUCAUUUGUGGGUCUGUGUGGAAAUUAUAAGUGCUGCUGCUGCUGUUUGACAGCCUAAAGACUGCCACCAACCUUAUCUACCUAUGUGCACAUUUGUAUAAUGGAGUACAGUCCGGCUCUGGUUCCCUUACUGGUUGUAUUUGCACUCGGAAGUUUGGCAUAUGGAUCCCGACCCAGAUUAGAGGAUGCCGCCCCUCGGAUUGUAGAGCAUCCCUCUGAUUUAAUUGUGUCCAAGGGGGAGCCAGCUACCCUCAACUGUAAGGCUGAGGGGCGUCCGACCCCGAUGGUGGAAUGGUACAAAGACGGAGAGCGGGUCGAGACUGAUCGAGAGGACCCUCGGUCCCACAGGAUGCUAUUACCCAGCGGCUCCCUCUUCUUUCUGCGAAUUGUACAUGGAAGGCGAAGCAAACCUGAUGAGGGUGUGUAUGUGUGUGUGGCACGCAACUACUUGGGUGAAGCAGUCAGUCGCAAUGCAUCGCUGGAAGUGGCAAUUCUGAGAGAUGAUUUCCGUCAGACGCCCAGUGAUGUGGUGGUGGCAGCAGGGGAGCCGGCUGUCAUGGAGUGUAUCCCUCCCAGGGGCCAUCCGGAGCCCACCAUUUCUUGGAAGAGAAACAACAUCCGGGUCAAUGAUCGAGAUGAAAGAAUUACUAUCCGUGGAGGAAAGUUGAUGAUUUCAAACACCAGGAAAAGUGAUGCUGGCAUGUAUGUGUGCGUUGGAACCAACAUGGUUGGAGAAAAAGACAGUGAUCCUGCUGAACUAGUGGUAUUUGAGAGGCCAGUGUUCACCAAACAGCCGGUGAACCAGGUGGUGUUGGCAGACGAUACAGUGGACUUCUCCUGCGAGGUACACGGAGACCCGACUCCGACUGUCCGCUGGCGCAGAGAGGAGGGCGAGCUGCCUCGGGGCAGAUUUGAAAUCCGCAGUGAGAAUAGUCUGCGUCUGACCCAGGUGCGAGCUGAAGAUGAGGGCACCUACACCUGCGUGUCAGAGAACAGCGUCGGCAAAGCGGAGGCGUCGGCUGCCCUGCAAGUACACGUCGGCCCAUCCUUGCCUCCUCAGAUUGUGGUUCGACCGCGGGACCAGAUCACAACUCCAGGUCGUACCGUAACCUUCCUCUGUGGCACCAAAGGAAACCCUCCGCCAGCCGUCUUCUGGCAAAAAGAAGGCAGCCAGAUCUUGCUGUUCCCUGUCCAGGAGCCAUCACAGUCAGGACGAUUCACAGUGUCACUGAGUGGUGAGCUGACCAUCAAUGAUGUCCAAGUUGAAGACUCUGGCUAUUACAUCUGCCAGGCCAUCAGCGUGGCUGGAAGCAUCCUGACCAAAGCCCUGCUCGAGGUAGAAAGUGCACCUUCAGACCGGGUCCCUCCCAUCAUCCGCCAAGGACCAGCCAAUCACACAUUAGCUCCUGGAUCCAUGGCUCAGUUACACUGUCACAUCAUGGGCAACCCCAUGCCCAGCAUACAAUGGGAAAAAGAUGGCCAAAGGAUCCUGGGAAAUGAUGGUCGAAUCAGCUUGAUGGAAAAUGGAACUUUUCAGAUCACCAACCUCCAGGAAACAGACUCUGGGGUUUACACCUGCCUGGCUAGCAGCUCCAGCGGAGAGACGAGUUGGAGUGGAGUGCUCACAGUCAAAGAGAGCGCAGACGUGUCGGUAGCUCAGGCCACUGAACCCUUCCAGCUGCCAGGCCCGCCACAUAAGCCCAUAGUCACGGAUGUGUCCAAGAACAGUGUCUCUCUGACCUGGCAACCCAAUGCCCAUGAGGGAGGAGCCGCUGUCACCUCCUACAUCAUUGAGGCCUUCAGCCAAUCAGCAGGGAGCACAUGGCAGACUGUAGCUGACAUGGUUAAAAUGGAGACACACACCAUCACCGGCCUUCUUCCCAACACCGUCUACCUGUUCAUCGUCCGUGCUGUCAACACCUACGGCCUGAGUGACCCAAGCCCCAUCUCUGAGCCCGUCAGAACACAAGAUGUGAGCCCUACAGGUCAAGGAGUGGACCACAAGCAAGUGCAGAGGGAGCUGGGAGAGGUGGCUGUUCAGCUUCAGGACCCCGUGAUGCUAACAGCAGCUUCCAUUAGAGUAUCCUGGAACGUCGACCGUCAGUCUCAGUACGUCCAGGGCUACCGUCUGUCCUACCGGCCCAGCGGGGGAAUGUGGCUCCUCCAGGACAUCAAUUCCCCCUCGGAGCGCAGCACCGUCCUCACCGGCUUACUCAAAGGAACCGAGUACGAGAUAAAGAUCCGUCCCUACUUUGAUGAAUUCCAGGGCAAAGAUAGCAGAACGUUGCUAGUCCGGACCCCAGAAGAAGUACCCAGUGCCCCUCCCAGAGCUGUUACAGUGUCAACAGUGAAGCUCGGCAACAGCUCCAGCUCCAGCAUCAGUGUCUCCUGGGAGCCGCCACGCAGUGACACGCAAAAUGGCAUCAUCCAGGAGUACAGGGUUUGGUGCAUGAGCACUGGUGGUGACAACCAGACCCGAUACUACAGUAACAAGACAGUGGAUGGAAACACGUUGUCCACGUUGCUGAAGGGCCUGAUGCCCGGAGUGCUUUACCAAGUGGAGGUGGCAGCAGUGACUAGCGUCGGGAUUGGCACUCGCAGUCAGCCGGUGCCCGUCCUCAUCAAGCUGCCAGUUGAACAGCCCUCAUUAGCAGGUGGAAGCGGAGGCAGUGGUGACAAGACCAAUGGUGGUGAGGAGAGCAGCGUGAGUCUAGCUGAACAGAUUACAGAUGUGGUCAAGCAGCCGGCGUUCAUCGCAGGCAUCGGAGGAGCCUGCUGGGUCAUCCUGAUGGGUUUCAGCGUCUGGAUCUACUGCCGCCGCAAGAAGAGGAAGGAGCUGAGCCACUACACGGCCUCCUUCGCCUACACACCAGCAGUCGGUUUCCCUCAUGGAGAAGGACCGGGACUAAAUGGAAGGCAAGGAGUGCUUGGGGGCAACAUAGGCAACUACCCAUGGCUGGCAGACUCUUGGCCCACCACUAACUUGGUUCACAAUGGCAAAGAGGCCGUCAACUGCUGCCCGGCCAAUCCCGACACAGCUGAGAGAUACUACAACGAAGCUGGCAUCUCCAACUACCUGAAUCAGACUGAGAAGUACAGCAUGGGAGGCUCCACCGAAGGUCCCAUCUACAGCACGAUUGACGCCACCAGCGAGGACCUGCACAGUUUCACCUACGCCCAGCACAACUCCACCACUCCUUACGCUUCCACCUCCAUCAUGCCUUUCACCAACCAGACACAAGUUCCACCCCACGGCGGUGAGCAGCAAGACGACGGCCACUGGAUUACCCAGCCCGGUCCAUCUGGAGCUCAGUACGCCCAGCUGGACCGCUGCAGUGGUAAGCCCAAGCAGAAGGUGAUGGGUAAGGCUGUAAAGACCCCAUCUCUGACCUGGAUGGAGUCCUUGCCCCCGCCUCCGCCCAUAGAAGAGCUGAAGCAGUGUGAGCAAGAUGACGAACUUCCAGAGAACAUGGACCUAGGAUCGGAUGAGGAAUGGUGUCCACCCCUCCCUGAGAGGACAUACCUGAUGGAAGGCUGCGAGGACAGACCUUCGCCCCCUCAGAGGAACAACGCUUCCUCUCCAGCCACCUCCUACAGUCACCAGUCAACCGCCACGCUCACUCCGUCACCGCACGAGGAGCCCCAAGCCCACCAUGACCUCCCCCGUCAGAACCAAUCAAACAGCCAGCAGUUGUCACGCAGAAGGUUACCCUGCGGUCCCAUGCCAGUUCCCCAGGCACCGAGCCCGCUGCUCACCCAGUCCAACCCCAGCCUCUCCGGCCAACAGCAUCACAGCUCAUCAGAAGUUGGCAUGCUGCAGUGCCAGAGUCCUGCCCAUCGCUGCCUCCAGAGCCAGGGCCCAGCUCUGAAUGAAGACAGCAUCAGCACGACCACGCCGGUGCACAGUCGCUCCUCCCCCGCUGAUACAAGUACUCCACCAAACCAAAAAUCAAGAGUGAAAAAAAAAGUGUCUAAGACUUCAGCUUACAGAAGAGACAUACAAGGAGACCUGCCCCCUCCUCCAGAACCACCCCCAGAAGAGAGCCGGUUACAGGACCCCCAGGGGUGCAUGGAGGCCAACUGUGUGACAAACGGCACGCUGUCCUCCCUGGAGAGGAGUGAAUAUAGCAUUAAUAGCCAACAGCGAAAAGGCUCGGGACAGAGACACACUGACAAUGAGGAGAUGAUCCUGUACAGCAGCAAGGCCGGUUACCUCUCCAGAGGUCAGAUGUCUAGUAACUGUUCAACUACAGGAAGUUCCUCAUCGAGAGGCUCCACAGGCUCCCGGGGGCUCAACUCAGCCAGGAAACACAAUGAGGAAUUAAGAUAAAGAAAUUCUAUCAGUGUACCUUUGAUGAUUUGAUCACCCUCCUGCUCCCCGCCCAUCUAACCACUGUGGAGACAAUAAGCUGAACAAGACAUGGAGCUUAGGGUUUCAGGAACCUAGAGUCAAACCUAUGUUAUUGCUGUAAACAGACUUUACAUUCUGCUUUUGGUAUUGCUCCGAAUAUUUAUGAGCCACUCAGAUCACUCCUCACCUUUGGUUUGUAAAUACCUGUGUCUGUAUUUUGUGAGCUCUGGAUACAGGGGUAAAAGAUGUAUAUUGUAUUUAUGAGGAUUAAAAACCCCCACAAACGUCUGAUAUUUAAAAAAAACAAACAAACAAACAAACAAAAAAAAGUCUUCUUGAAUGUGCCAACUUUUUUUCUCAAAAUGUAUACUUUUUGGAAAAGCAUUAACUACUGUUGCACUCUUGUUGUGAUGGCAAAACAACAGAAAAUAUGAAGCACAAAGUGUGUUUUCUGGUCGAGAAUGAGGGGUGGGGGGGGUCAGAAAAACCAAAACGAGCUGGGUCUCGCUCCCAGAUGGACGUCUCCGCCCCCCAGCGCUUCCCCACCAGGAUCCCUGCUGCCAUGUUGUCCGCUACGAAUGUCAUAUUUUUCUAUGUUUCCUCUGGUUUCUCUGCUGCAAAGUGUUCCACUCUGCAGACAGACUGACAGACAGACUUUAUGAAAGUUUGAUUGUAAUCCCUCUGCUUCCCCUCUUGUCUGUCUGAGAGGCUGUUUGCUGCAUUUGUCAGAUGAAAUGUCAAUAUACUCCCUCCAAAACAAACAAACAAACAAACAAAAAAUGUCUGUGGACUGACUUUUUUGUACUCUUGUUGUUUUGUAAAUGUACAGUAAAACACAUUUGAUGA